Molecule: messenger RNA, 1257 nt
Organism: Tricharina praecox
Lineage: Eukaryota; Fungi; Ascomycota; Pezizomycetes; Pezizales; Pyronemataceae
Product: Eisosome component PIL1-domain-containing protein
Exons: 2
Coding region: 1-1146 (381 amino acids)
Biological process (GO): endocytosis; negative regulation of protein kinase activity; eisosome assembly
Cellular component (GO): plasma membrane; eisosome filament
Molecular function (GO): lipid binding
Source: RefSeq, a predicted model, not a curated record
AUGCCGCUCCUCCCGCCUCCCUAUACUACCAAGACCGCCGCGCCCGUCGGCCGCUCCCAAUCCACCAAACCCACGUCGCGCUCCCGCUCCCUCAGCGUCCGCGGCCGCUCCCGCGAUACUUCGACAUCCGUGCCACCGCCGACCAAAAAGCACCGCUUCACGCUCGCCUCGCUGCGCGGGAACUACCAGCCGGAGCUAUCGCGGCGGCUCUACCGACUUAUCAAGUCGGAGAACCACGUAAUCGACUCGUACGAGGCCGCAGGGCACGAGCGACAGUCCAUCGCCACGCAACUCAGCGAAUGGGGCGAGCAAACGGGCGACGACGCCGUAAACGAGCUCUCGGACAAGCUCGGUGUGCUGCUGUCGGAGCUCGGCGCGCAGGAGGAGGCGUUCGCGCAGAACCUUGAGGAGUACCGCAGCGUGCUGAAGCAGAUCCGGAAUACUGAGAGCAGUGUGCAGCCCAGCCGUGACCAUAAGGCGAAGAUCCAUGACGAGAUACGGAAGCUGCAGUAUAAGGACCCGACGAGCACGCGCAUCUCGCUGCUCGAGCAGGAACUUGUGCGUGCUGAGGCGGAGAAUCUGGUUGCCGAGGCGCAGCUCACGAAUGUUACGCGGAGUAAGCUGAAGGAGGCCUUCGCGGCACAAUUCGUGGCCGUCAUCGAGCGCGCCGAUAAGCAAACGAUGAUUGCGCGGCACGGCCUGCGGAUGCUCAACCUCCUCGACGACAGCCCGGUGGUUCCAGGCGAGACCCUCCCGCCAUUCGAGUACGAGCGUGAGGCGCGCCAGAUCAUCCUCGAUGCCGAGGAGGAACUCAAGGAGUGGUCGCUGAACAUCCAGGAGGAGCUCACGACGAACGCACAUGUGGUCGAUGGCGGGGUUGUCGACGGACUGGCUGCGGCAAGCGCCUCCAGCUCCGCGUCCGCAACUUUUCUGGGGAAAAGCGCGGCUCCGCCCGCCCAUCUAGUUCAUCCUGCGCAGAGACAUGUCAGCUUCGGCUCCCAGAGCAGCGGGAGCAGUAGUGGUGGAAGUGGAAGUGGGUACAGCAGUCCGUGGGACGCGCCGUACCCACUGUCGGAGGGCGAGAGAUCGGUGGCGGCCGGGAAGGCGGCGCUCAAACAGCAGCAGUCGAUGGGCCUCCUGGUGUGAGGAGGGGUUUACGUGCUCAGGAACCUUUCCCGUUGUUUCUCUUUCUCCAUCUGGCGUUGGUUUAUUCUUUGGGUGUCUUUGUAUCAUAGAUUUCAACUUGCUUAAUGUGGU